UUUAACUAUCUUCCUUUCGUAAUCCUAUCUCGUUUCACACGAUGGCUCAACCACCACAAGAUCAGGAGAGAAAAUACAGUGCUGCUUCCAGGGAGGAAGUUUUUGAUGAAAUCGACAAAGAAGAGAAGCCUCCUUCACUUGUCAAAGGCUCCGCUGUAUUGUCACGCACCAACUCCAUAGUCAGUACCAUCAGCAAUGAAAGCGGUAGGGACAUCAAGCUACGAACCAUGAGCUGGAAAAAGACAGCUGCCGUGCUGUUCGGAGAGUACGUGUGCCUUGCCAUUAUGUCGUUCCCAGCCUCUUUCAUGGCACUGGGUAUGGUGGGAGGAAUUAUAGCAACCCUAGGAAUUGGUGUGAUUACGCUUUACACAUCCAUGACCCUCUGGAAGUUCCAAAUGAAGCAUCCUGAAUGCCGUGACAUCUGUGACAUAGGAUACAAGUUAUUUGGCAACAGUCGUAUCGCAUACGAACUGACUACGUUUGGUCUUUUGGCCAACAAUCUCAUGAUUUUGGGUCUACAUACAUCCACUGGAGCCAAGGUUUUCAGCACCUUGACCGAUUCACAGCAAUGUAACAUCAUAUGGGCUGUGGUAACCAUGGUCAUUUGCAUUCUUCUUUCACUUCCAAGAACCCUGACGCAAGUCUCCUUCCAGAGUGUCAUCUCAGCCAUAUUGAUGUUUACAUCCGUUAUGCUUUGUAUGGUGUUUGCCGGUAUCGAAGACGAGCCUGCUGGUUACGUGGAGGGCACUGUCGUUAAAGCUUCAGCAUUGGCUCCUCCCGGAACGACCUUCGUAGCAGGGUUUAACGCUAUCCUGAAUAUCACCUAUACCUUCAUCGGCCAGAUCUGCUACCCUUCGUUUAUUGCAGAAAUGGAGAAUCCAGCAGACUUUCCUAAGGCCUUGUACGCAUGUACUGUAGCUGAAUUUAUUCUUUUCACAGUACCUGGCAUUGUCAUAUAUUACUAUAUGGGUCAGUAUACCGUUGCACCAGCAUUUGCUGGAUUACAACCACUCUACAAGAAAAUUGCUUUCACUAUGGCACUUCCAACCAUCAUCGUUAUCGGAGUAAUUUAUGCCAACAUCACCGCAAAAUACUUGUUCAAUCGCAUAUAUAGAAACUCACAUCAUCGAUACAGCAACACUUGGCAAGGAUGGUCUAUGUGGGUAGCACUGAUUGUUAUCAUAUGGAUUCUUGGCUUCAUCAUUGGUGAAGCUGUACCGUUCUUCGGCGACCUGUUGUCUUUGAUUUCUUCUUUGUUCGACAGUUUCUUUGGUCUCAUCUUUUGGGGCUACGCUUACUUGGUUCUGAAUAAGGGUAACUGGUUUACCACCAAAAAGCAAACAUUUUGGACAAUUCUCAACAUCCUCAUUAUCAUUAUCGGUAUCAUUGUGUUUGGUGUUGGUACUUACACCUCUAUCCAGUCUAUUCUCAAUGACUACGCUGUUGGAGCUGUUCGUUACCCAUUCACCUGUGCUAGCAGUGCUAUCUAAACACCCAUUUCCUCUCAACAUCGAAUUUUUUUCUCUUCGUCUGUACUUUUUUGUCUAAUCUGUAAUUUCCACUGUCAUCUACUUGAUCAUUUUCUUUUUGUACCAACUGCUCUUUAUAUAUAUCCAUCAUUCUUUGAUC
Molecule: messenger RNA, 1629 nt
Organism: Umbelopsis ramanniana AG
Lineage: Eukaryota; Fungi; Mucoromycota; Umbelopsidomycetes; Umbelopsidales; Umbelopsidaceae
Exons: 10
Coding region: 42-1490 (482 amino acids)
Biological process (GO): amino acid transmembrane transport
Cellular component (GO): vacuolar membrane
Molecular function (GO): amino acid transmembrane transporter activity
Source: RefSeq, a predicted model, not a curated record